GCAAAGAUUGCAUGUGGCCAAGCCUGGCUACAUGCAGUGCACAGUUACAGGGCUCUGAAUACAUUGUAUUCCCAUUAGCUGUGUACAUAGACGUGCCUGGAGCUGCCCAGAACCGCCCCAUCAGCCUGCAGUCCCAGCUCUGAGUUACAGAGAGCAGCCCAACCAUAAGGAAGCCCUUCCAACGCUGCAGGCAUGGGGGCAUUGCUCAAAUUAACUUUAAUCGGGAUCAGCCUGGCCUUCAUAGCUGAGAGGAUAGUACAAUUAAGGUAACAUUCCAGCUGUUUUAUUUCACACAAACUUUCUGUGUUCUAGAACAAGUUACUUUUUGCAAAAACCAUCAGAGGGUUUUUGAGAUAAACAACGCUAUAUACACGUUUUAUUGGGACUAUAUCUCAAGGCUUAUCCUUAUUGCAGCUUCCAGGCAGAUCCUGAGAGCCUCAACUACUGCAAGACUACAAGUCCCACUAACUGCAGAGGAUGAUGUGGGAUAGAGUCUGGUUGCAGGUGGAGGGUGCAAAGUGCUUGCUGCUGAAACUUACACAUUUUUUUAUAAUAUUGGUCUAUAACAGCAGCUGUAGUGUUUUUACAGAGUGGGUGAACAGUCCUUUUAACACAUCACAUUUAUUGACUGGAUGUUUGGGUGCUUGUCUUAUCUGUUUUGCUUAGUGAAACCGUACUAACCACCACCAGCAGCUAGAGCUGAGCUGAGCUGAGCUGAGGUGUGUGUGUGUGUUGAAAAUGUUAAUACAUUCUUAGAACUUGGAGUUCAAUUUUCAAACCUAGAUACAUCUACAUAAAUUUAUUUUUAUCUUACAUUUAUUGGUUUUCAUGUUUGCGAUACGAUACAAAUGCUGCAUGGAUUCUGUAUAAUGUUUUAUAUAACACGUAUGCCUAAUUAUGUUAGAAUAUGCCACACUUCAUGAUGUUUCUCAUGUAGGUGCACAUAUCUGUAUUGCUACAUCAAGUUUCCUUUUUUCCAUUUUUUUUCUUUCUUAAAGAUUAAUGAUGUCUGGUUUACAGUUAGUUAAAAUAAUAUUGGGGUUAAUGGGGCAUUCUAAGUAUCUUAGCCAGUACAGCUCAUUGUAGUUGUUAUGGUGCUUUGCGCCCCUGGUUUUAUGCCAAACCUUUAAAUAGGGGUACCACUUAGAAAACAUCUAUGAAUGACCGAUAAACAUGUAUCGAUAUUUAUAUAUAUAUAUAUAUAUAUUUAUAUCUAUUCUCUCUCAUGUGGUAUUUGAAGCACAUAUACAGUGGGUGCAUAUUUCUGUGUGUGGAUGUAGCAUGUGAGCAGUGGCGGACUGGGUAUAAAAAUAUUGGUUGCCAGUAGGCAAAGGGUGCCUGCCCAAAACUAUAAGGCUAUCAUUUAGUUUUUAUAAGAAAUACAAUUAAAAAAAAACACACAAGUGGGAAAAAAAGGUACCAUUAACAUCUUUGUAAAAAAAAAAAAUAUAUAUUUUUUUUAGUUGUUACAGUGUACAUGUAUACGGUAGAUAGUAAAUGUAAAUACAGAUUGUUAUAAUUUUAUUUAAAAACUUAAAAAAAAUAAUUUAAUAAACGGGGAUAUUGACUUUUUUUUUUUUAAAUGAUUUGGCAUCUUCACAGCAAUUCACAAAAAUAUAUAAAAGUACAACUGCCAUUUCAAGCUUUUGAAACCUAAAUACUGAGGCUUUAGAAUAUUAUAUUUUACAUUAUUAUUAUUAUUAUUAUUAUUAUUACUACUAUUAUUAUUUUAUUAUCUAUAACAUAUGGUCAAAUCGUCCGGUUACUUUACCAAUAAUAUUGGAGUUUCAAUAAAAUGGAACUUGAUAUAAAAAAAUAGGCAUAUAAGUAGUAUAUUCCACAUUUCAAAUAAUGCACUGCAUCUUUACCUCUAUAAGAUAUAUCAGGUCUGUAUAUAUGGCAUAAAUAUCUACUGCUGACUAAAUGUAGUCCAAGCUCCAUAACUCAAAUAUAGAAAAACAUAGUUAAAGGACCACUAUAGUGCCAGGAAAACAAACUUGUUUUCCUGGCACUAUAGUGUUAAUAGGUCCCCCCACCCCGCCGGGCUGAAGUGGGAGGAAGGGGUUAAAUUCUUACCUUUCUUCAGUGUCUGGCUCCCUCGGUGCUGGGGACUCUCCUCCUCCUUUUGACGUCAUCGGCUCAAUGCUUUCCUAUAGACGCUGGCGGAGAAGCGCGGAAGCGCCUCUAGCGGCUGUCAAUGAGACAGCCACUAGAGGCUGAAAUAACCCAUAUGUAAACAUAGCCAUAGCCUCAGCAGGCAGGGUUAACCCUAGAUGGACUUGGCACCCAGACCACUUCAUUAAGUUGACGUGGUCUGGGUGCCUAUAUUGGUCCUUUUAAGGAAUGGUUGCAGUGUCUAUUAAACAUAAACUUUCUGUAGGGAGAGUAAGAUUGGACUAUUUCUAGGUUUACAGUGCCCUGCAUCGCCAUGUAUUGGUUUAAAAAAAAAUGUAUAUCAAAUCCUCUAAAUCAGUGGUAGUCAACCUUUUUCUACCUACCGCCCACUAAUGCAUCUUUCUUGAUGGAAAAAUUUCCUUACCGCCUACCAGUUUUCGCGCAAGUGCAGAAUAUUUAUUAGAAAGGAGGGUGUUUUAAAAAAAAUAAAAGUAUGUACAUUUAUCUUUUUAUUUCUACAUAAUGCAUGUUUAUAAUGUUUUUAACUUUAUAAAUUUUAAUUGGAAAACAAUAAAGUAAAUUGAAAUUACCUUUACUAGUGAUUAAUGAGAUCCUUGAGGCUGAUGCUGCAAGACUAAGUAUUUGAUAUCUGGUUCGAUUUCCGUAAGGAACAAACAAAGGUCUCCUCUUUCGGUGAUAUUCAGACGACUUCUCUGUUUGCGCAUAAUAUGAUUUCUCAUCUGUGCGUCAGCUCAUCUCAUCUCCCUCCUCAAUUCCCCUCCCCACCUUUUUUAUCCCUUUUUUUUUUUAACCUUCCUUAUAGCAAUGCCCAGUAGGAAGGCUUAGCUCGGUAGCCCACUUACUAUAGCCCACUAUAACAGACAGGCACACAUACAUACACACACACACACAUAAAAAGACACAUACAUACAAACAUACAGGCACACAUACAGGCACACAUACAGACACACAGACAGGCACACAUACAUACAUACAUACAGAAAAACAGACAGGCACACAUACAGACACACACACACACACACACACACACACACACAAGACACAUGCAUACAGACAGGCACACAUACAUACAGACACACGCACACAUACAUACAGACACACACAUCCAUACAAACAGACAGGUACACAUCCAUACAAACAGACAGGUACACAUACAUACAGACAGGUACACAUACACACAUACAGACAGACACAAGACACAUACAUACAAAGACAAGACACACAUACAUACACACACACAUAUAUACAGACACACACACACACACACAAGACAUACAUACAUAGACACACACAAGACAUACAUACAUAGACACACACAAGACAUACACAAGACAUACAUACAUAGACACACACACACACAAGACACACACAAGACAUACAUACAAAGACACAUAGACACACACAAACACACACAAAAUAUUGACUUUCCCUGGGGUCCAGUGGUGGCUCAAGUGCAUGGGAGUUAGAGUUCCCACUCUGACUCCCUGGUCUCACUCCGGCGCGGCUCUCAGUUUUAGCUGGGAGGAGUGACGUGUAGUCACUUCCUCCCAGCGUGUGAUGUCAUAAUAGGGGGCCCGGUCGCGCUGUUAAAGCGCCCAGCGCUGACCGGGCCCCCUCUCAAUCCACAUCCAUCGUGUGGCCCUGACAGCAUGGGCCACCCGAUGGACCCCUUGGGUGGCGGCCCCGGCGGUUUGCCACGCGGGUCGGGCAGGAAAAUGGUGACGGCGGUACCCGGUCGCACGGGUACCGCCGGCUCGCACCCGCCCACCCAAUCUCUGAAAUCCCUACCGCCCACCUGGAAUCCUGAAACGCCCACUAGUGGGCGGUAGGGACCAGGUUGACGACCCAUGCUCUAAAUAAAAAGAAUAAGAAAAAAUAUACCAUAAGUAUGGGUUUGUCACCGACAAAUUGUAUGCAGUUAACCUUUUGUAAAUGCGUCUUCUUGGAUUACAACCAGGGACAUAUUAGCUGUGAGGCAAACAAGGCAUUUGCCUUGGGCGGCAAUUUCCAGGGGGCGGCAAAAAACGCCGCCCCCAAAUGCCUGGGCAAAUGCCUUGAUAGCCUGGCGGCUAACAGUCCAGACCGGCAGUUGUCCGGCUAAAAAUCCGGUCGGGCAGCGCUGGCGAGGGAGCACUUUCCCCAUAGCUCUUUGCUCAGCUCCCUCGCGCGCCGCAGAGUGAUGCUGGGAGCCGGAAUAUGACGUCAGCGCCGCCCGACCGGAUUUUUAGCCGGACAACCGUCUCAUGCCUCCCUUCCUGUGAAAAGCCCCACUGGACCCCAGGUAAAAAAAAUCCACCCAGCACUCUCAAAAAUAGGGAUUUAGAUUAAAAAAAAAUAAUAAAAGUUAUCGGUUAAUGUUUGGGGAGGGGAUGAGGGGGGGCUGUCAGUGUGUGUAUGUCUAAGUGAUUGUGUGUGUAUGUAUGUCUGUCAGUGUGUAAUUGUGUAUGUAUGUCCUGACAGUGUAUGUGAGUAAUUGUGUAUGUCGCACUGCCGUUGCAGUGUGACCCUAGCUUGACUCCGUCUCUGCAUGAGCUGUCAUGCUACAGCCGCAGGGGAGGAGCAAGUUGAACACUAUGCGUAAUAGUGUAAUAAAAAACAAAUGCGCGCAGUGCAGAGAUUGUUGCAGGCUUAAGGGACAGUUGUUUUGGGCCCCGCAGCUGCCACUUUUUCUCCGCUGCCACGUUAAAGAAGGCAUUUUUUUUUACAUAGUUGUUUAAGGGGGCCCACUUGCCAUCGAGCAAGCUGACACCCUGGCCAGUCCGCCACUGCAUGUGAGUGCUUUGUUGUAUUGUUUACAGUGUGUGAAUGUUGAGGUUAGUCUGUAAAUGCUGUUGGUGGUGCUGGUACUGUAUGCAGGGUUUAUUUAGUGUAUGCUGAUGAGGUCAGUUUGUGGAUAUUGUGGGCAGUGUUUUUGUAUGCUGGGUUAGAUUACGAAUGCUGUGGGCAGUGUUUUUGUAUGCAGGGUUAGAUUUUGAUUGCUGUGGGCAGUGUUUUUGUAUGCAGGGUUAGAUUUUGAUUGCUGUGGGCAGUGUUUUUGUAUGCAGGGUUAGAUUUUGAUUGCUGUGGGCAGUGUUUGGGUGCUGGGUUAGAUUAUGAAUGCUGUGGGCAGUGUUUGGGUGCUGGGUUAGUUUGUACACCACUGACUGGCUUAGAGCGGUCAGCUGAUGCUUUCAGCCAAUCAGUAACUCCCCAUUCACUAAACUGGCUUUAAAAAGAUACAUACAUAUAUUGUGUGGGGAGGUUGGGAGCCAAUAUGUGUGUGUAUAUACGUAUACACACACACAGACAAUAUUUGCUAUAGCAUACCUCCCAACAUUUCGAAUGGACAAAGUGGGACUCUUCCAUUUUAGGUGUGAUGGUAUGAGUGUGGCCAGGGACGAGGCCACGAGACAUUUUGGGUGACUUACUAAUAACUAAAAUGUAAUUUAGAGCAAGAAAACUGUAUCUUAUUUAUAUGAUUUCUAAACGCAUAUUUAUUUCAGUUUAAAGACAACUUACAAGGACAUUUACUGUGAAGCUCUGUUGACACACCAACAAAAUUGAGCUCCUAGAGGAAAAGAGGGACAAAAGAAUAGAAAAAGUGGGACGGAGGGACUUGAACCAAAAAUAGAUAAGCCCCAUAAUAGGGAAACUUGGGAGGUAUUCUAUAGCUCAGUGAUCACAGCCUAUCAUUGCAAAGCGGGCAAAUAUUUGUGCUGUUUAAAUGAACUAAAAUCCCUUAUUUUUACACCCGAGGCAAUUUUGACACUUUUUGUAAACUGGUUUGAGAACGGAAUGAAAAAAACCAGACACACUUAACCUUUAGAAUCCGAAUACCGGAUGCUGUAGUAGUUAAAAUUAUUUGAAUAAACACAAGAACUAAGCUCUGCUUUGGGAGAAUUGAUUAUCACAUUUUACAGUGCUCCUCAAUCAAUGGCCAGUGGCUUACAUGUGCUGUCCUUCAGUUUAGGCACAGUCAGAUUAUGUAGAUAUGCUACUAGACUCCCACUGCAAGUGAAAUAAUACAUUUUGCAGAUGCAGGAAGUGCAGCUUAACUAUUUAUGGUCUUCAUUCAAGCCUGGAAUGUGAAGUAAAAACCUCUUUAUAACUGACUUUUUUAAUGAGGAAGAUAAAUCAGUUUAAAGUCAUUUUAAACCAUAUUGUUACUACUAGAGUAGUUAUAAUCCACUCUAAGCAGGCAUAGAGCUAGGGUACUUAGAAUUAGUUAUAGAAGGUUAUUAAACAGUCAGUCUAGGUAUAAACAAAUAUCAGGAUAUUGUGGUAUGAUGGACUUUAACCCCUUAAGGACAUAUGACAUGUGUGACGUCAUGAUUCCCUUUUAUUCCAGAAGUUUGGUCCUUAAGGGGUUAAUAGUCCUUCUUUCUAAAAGCUCAGCCAGAAUGUUUACUACUUUUUUUAUUAUUAUUUUAUUUCUAUUUCUCAAAACUUACUAUGGGAUCUGUUUGCUAAACCAUUAAUUAUAGUUGAAAACCAAAUCAGAACCUUGAGGACCCAGGUCUGUAGUACCCCAACACUCCUGAUUUUUGAGGAACAGUCCAGAUUUCAGGAUUUUGCCCCACCAUUCCCUGGUGUCCUGCAUUUGCUCAGGACUGAAACUGUGCUAAUUGCAUGGUCUGACCUUGAUGGACUGGCCUGCCUGGAGUGCAUUCUUUAUAUAGACCCGUCCCCAUUCUGGGCAAGUCUGUCCUCUUUGGACAGUGCCAGUGACGGAAUUUGCUUCACUAGCAUCCUGCCUCUUGGGACACCAAUAUUGAGGGUAUGAAGCACUAAACGUGGAGCAAUCACUAUGGAAACCAUUGCAACAAGCAGGCAUAUUUCAUUGGUGAUGACUCUCCUUUUACGUUUUUGAAUCACAUUUUAGAACAGAAGACUUUGAUAAAUCUCUCACUGUGUGUAUUGUCAUACAUUGAUAGAAGUAUUCAUCUAAAGAAGACUAGACUCUAGCCAUAAACAGAUGUAUAUCAGGAAAUAAUGCAGUGAUGUUCAGAUGAUGUGCAGUUUGUUUUAAGGGUACUCAUUUUAUUUUUGAUAUUGUGAUUCUUUCUUUAUAUAAUGAGUUGCAAAUAACUCUACGCCCGAUUGUUAAAAAAAUAUAUUGAAUAAAGUGGCCGCUACCAAAUGACUUUAUUUUUUUUACAUGUAUUUUUUGGUAAUGUAGUUGAGAUUACCUAUGUUUUUGUAAGUUAAAUAUACAGUUGUUGAUUUGAUAUUAACAGGAUUAUUCACAAAAGUGAAAAGUCUGUAGUUUUCCAAUUUUAGGCUAAUAUAGCCGAAUAGGAAAACGUCUCCAGGUAAGCUAUGUUUAUAGUUUGUCUAUUUUGGCCUUGAAUUUGAAAUGCUCCCCUUAAUGAAUAACCUUGUAUGUGUUAGCAUUAAACAAAACCACUCUGUUCUAUAAACCGUUUUUUUUUUUAACUGUAACUAGAAUAAUGAACCUGAACAUUAAAUAAUAAUUUAUUUUUUUCUCCAUUUCAUCAUUUAGCCAUCGGUUGAACUUUUCACGAGAGGUGGAACCCAUAGACCUUCCCAACUGUCAGUUAUUGAAAGGGAUUGGUAUGUAUCUUAUUCUUAAACUUAACCCCUUAAGGACACAUGACAUGUGUGACAUGUCAUGAUUCCCUUUUAUUCCAGAAGUCUGGUCCUUAAGGGGAACACUAUAGUGAUCGGAAUACAAAGCUGUAAACCACUAGAGGCAGUCUUAACCUUCUAAUGUAAACAUUGCAGUUUCUACAAAACUGCUAUGUUUUAGAUUGCAGGAUUAAGGGGAUAGGGGCACUGCACCCAAACCACUUCAAUUAGAUGAAGUGGCCUAAAUGUCUGUCUAUAAAGUACCUUUAAAGGGGCUCUCAACCACGUGAAAAUCUGAUCCACAUUACAGAGUAAAGGGCCUUGACCUGCAUUACUUAUUAUAAAUGCACAAACAUAUCCAGGUUUUGUGCAAUAAGUGAGAUACUUUGCUUUGCUCUCUGUUUGUCAUAAAGGUCAUUGUAAUGCAACCUAUUACACAAUGCAUGACGUACGGUUAAUAUUUAUUUAUUGGGAUGUUAAUUCAGGUCAGUAAGGGAUUGACAAAUGUCUGUAGAAUUUAGGAGAGAAAUGGAAACCGUUCAUGGGACCAUUCUGAUAUUUUUAAGAGCUAGGUAACGUGUUAGGAAUCUACGGAAUUUACUAUUAGCUGAAAAAUGUAACUGCUGGCACUAACUGUUGCAUUCUGUAGCUCCUUUCUUGUGUACUUUAUACUAUGCUUUCAAUUGAAUUGGUUUAAAAUGGACUGUUUGUUACCAAAAUGAUAUGGUAGUAUUCAGUACGUUUUUAAUAUGCAUUGAGGUGGUGAAAAUAACAGUAAAUGUAUAUACAGCAAUGUGCUGAUUUACCGCUCAAAAAUGGCUACCAGAAGGAAAUGGGCUAGUGUGCAUACCCCGACUACCCACUGGAAUGACACAGGUGUGCCCCAAAUAUACACUAGGAAUCAUGGAAUGAGAUUGUCAUGUGUAUGUCAAAUCUGUAGUAUUUACUCAUAGGGCAAUAGUAACAAAAUAAAAAAAUACAUUUAUUCAUUUGCAGAGAAUCUAUAAAUGGAAUGUUGUGUCUGCCAAGUACUGCUAUAAAAAUUUAAAUAAAUUCCUCUCCACCUUGGGGAAAAUAGAGCAGUCUGACACCUUAAACUUUACAUUCAGAGAACAUGCAAUAUCAGACAAAAUACUGUAUGCAUAUUUAAAAAGUUACUGUAUGCGGCUUGUUUCUCCUCUGUGUUGUUUUAGUAUUGUAAAUAACGAUAUUAAUUGUCUUUCUAAUCGAGUGUAAUAUAUAUUUGUGUAGUCUACCAUUUUGCUCCUGCUGACAUCAUGAGGUGUGUUUUUUUUUUUUUUUAAUUUUAUUUAUUUAUUUAUUUAUAUUAUCCUAAAACAGGUCAAAACAAAAUGUUUCAGUAGACUUAUGGGGAGCACGGCCUGAUCAUAGAGCAGACAGAGGCCGGGGACUUAAUCAUAUUCAGCUGCUUGUCCUUUUCCCUUCACGGUAUCCUGCUUGGACUGCUGUUCUGCAGGGUAACUCCAGAUCUGUUUUGAUCAUAAAUACACAAAAUAUUCUGAAAAAGGAGAAGGGGUUUAAAGAUGGAAAAUAUGAUGAAAAAAUAUAAGAAAAUAUGGUGCUACAGUGGGGUUUAGGGUUCAAGAGCAUCUAAAAUGGUAGAAAGAACACGGGUUUGUAUUCCUGACACUAUAAUAUCCCUUUAAAAUAUCAGGAUGAAAAGCUAUGGAAACUCUCUAAAACCGUAGGCUUAUGCUCAAACAUGAACAGUUACACUAGAUUUUUCCAAUAAUCUAAUUUAAGCGAUAAAUACAAUUGUUUUUUUUUUAAAUUGUUUUAAAAAUGUUUUUAUAAACAACAAUCUAAUUUAUGAGACAUUGUUUCUGUGUUUAGCAUAUUUAAGCAAUAUAUUAACCUUGUACUAAACUUCCAAUAAAGGCACCAAUGACGUGGUCUUGCUGUAGUCCUUUAAUUUUGAACCUGCAAUGUAAGUAAGGCAUUGCUGUUUAGUAUAUAUUCAAAUCUUAUAUCCCAGGGUUAAAUAUGACACUAGUGGCUGUCUACCUGACAGCUACUACAGACACUUCCUCUGUUAGAAACAAGCCAAAUUCACAGCUAACCUCCAAUGGGAGGUUACACAGGUGCUUAUUGCCCCUUCUUUGAGGAGCAUUGGAUUGGACAUUUAGAAGCUCCAGAGGACUUGAUCUCAACACUGGGGGAAAAAAGGUAACUAAAUCUCCCCUCCCCCCCACAAUUGUGUUUUAGAUUUAGGGGUGACCAUGAAAAUCCAUAAAGAGGAGAACACUUAUAGUGUUAGGAAUAGAGGUUUGCAUUACUAAUCCUAUAGUGUUGAUUUAAGAUGAUUUAAAGGAACACUAUAGUCAUCUAAAUUACUUUAGCUAAAUAAAGCAGUUUUAGUGUAUAGAUCAUUCCCCUGCAAUUUCACUGCUCAAUUCACUGUCAUUUAGGAGUUAAAUCACUAUGUUUCUGUUUAUGCAGCCCUAGCCACACCUCCCCUGGCUAUGAUUGACAGAGCCUGCAUGAAAAAAAAAAAAAACUGGUUUCACUUUCAAACAGAUGUACUUUACCUUAAAUAAUUGUAUCUCAAUCUCUAAAUUGAACUUUAAUCACAUACAGGAGGCUCUUGCAGGGUCUAGCAAGCUAUUAACAUAGCAGGGGAUAAGAAAAUCUUAAUUAAAUAGAACUUGCAAUAAAGAAAGCCUAAAAAUGGCUCUCUUUACAGGAAGUGUUUAUGGAAGGCUGUGCAAGUCACAUGCAGGGAGGUGUGACUAGGGUUCAUAAACAAAGGGAUUUAACUUCUAAAUGGCAGAGGAUUGAGCAGUGAGGCUCCAGGGUCAUGUUCUAUACACCAAAACUGCUUCAUUAAGCUAAAGUUGUUCAGGUGACUAUAUAGUGUCCCUUUAACCCCUUAAGGACACAUGACAUGUGUGACAUGUCAUGAUUUCCUUUUAUUCCAGAAGUUUGGUCCUUAAGGGGUUAAGAGUGUGGAAUUUUGUGUUAUUGUGUAUAGUGUCCACAUCUAGCACCUGGGAAAGUUGAAGUUGGGCCAUCGAGUGCAAGUUUUGUACAAAGUAUUUAAUUUAUGAGACCUGGUACAUUUUACUUUAAUAGCCUUAUACCAGACAUAUGCAGCUCUUUAGACUGGGCGAAUCAGACCCAUGGGGGAGUGAGGAGAGGGGAGGGGGAAUGAAUUUGGCUUUGUUGAAUAUUCCAAUAAAUUUAAUUGAGGCUCUUGAAUAUUUUACAUUUUUUGGGCACUUAUAUACAUGAAGAUUGGCAACCCCUUUCUUAUACUAAUAGAUUAUUCAUUAAACAAAAAAAAGUUAAGUGUUCUAGAGGUUUUGAAAUAACAUUGUGGCUAUUGACACAUUGGAUCUAGACUUUGGAUAUCUGUGCAUGUCUAUAUUUGCUUUUCAGAUCUGAAAUUAUUUACUAUUCAUUAGUAUAAGAUGUUGCAAUUCUGAUUUUAGAGGGCAUUUUUAUAUGCACAGGGGCAAAACCUUGAGAAAUAUUUGAGAAGUCUUUGUAAUACAUUUUUUUUUAUUGUUUUUAAUAUUAAAGGACCACUCUACACUUCUACAACAAAAAAAUAAUCAACCACCCCCCACAGAUUAGUAGAUAUACCCCAAAUGAAUACACAGUUUGCAAUGACAUUCAAACUGGCAUGGAAUAAGGAGACCUAACUGGAGCUAUUUUCCUUGAUUUUGCAAAGGCCUUUGACACGGUAGACUAUGACAUUCUACUGCACAAACCAAAAAACACAGGCAUUGGUGAUCUCUGCUAACCUGGUUUCGAUCAUAUGUAUCCGAUCGAUCACAAUAUGUGUCCAUUUCUGACAGCGACUCCCUCCCUCUCCCAGUCACGUGUGGUGUUCCCCAAGGUUCCAUUCUCAGCCCCCUACUAUUCAAAUUAUUUAUAAAUGAUCUGCCUAAUGUCUGAAAAUCCUCACAUGCACGCAGACGACACAGUAAUCUAUGCAAGCAAAUCCAAUCUACCACAGCUUGAGGCUGUGCUCCAAGACCAGUUUACAGAGGUAGAAAAGUGGAUUGCAAAAAACAAACUCUUCCUGAACACUGACAAAACUGUCACAAUGAUCUCUGGAACAGUACCUAAAUUACACAAAUUACACAAUUCCCACCUAUCCAUCAAAACAAAUUCAAAUGGCACACUGACCGCGGUCCACUCUUUCAAAUACUUGGGUAUGUUGUUAGACCCCAAUCCAUCUUUUGGCCUCCACAUAGAAAAACUUGCAUCUAAACUUUAUCCAAAACUAGGUGCCCUGUACAGAAACAAAUCCUGCCUAAGCCCUACAGUAAAGGAAAAGAUUGUACAGCAAAUGCUGAUGCCAAUCCUUGAUUAUGGGGAUGUAGUAUAUGCACCUGCACCGCAAACUCCUCUCGAUAAACUCGUUCUGCCGAUUUGUGCUACAAUGUAAUUACAGGACCCACCACUGUGACAUGCUAAAAGAACUAAACUGGCUGUCGCUGGAAUCCAGACGCACACUUCAUCUUUACAGCCUUGUGAUAGUUUUUUUGGGAAGCUCCCAUCCUACCUGAGCAGAAUGCUCUCCGCGGCUGUUCCCACCUCCUAUGAACUCCGAUCCAGUACCAGCACGAUAUUUAGUCUACCUCAAUACAAAAAGAAAGCGUCUUGAUCCUCUUUUACCUACAGAGCACCACAAUUAUGGAACGACCUCUCGCACACUUUCAAAUCUUCCCCAGGCCUAAAAUCCUUUUAAGAGAUCCAUCUCUACAUAUCUCAAAACAGAAUGCACCUGUCAUGGUUGAUUAUUUCUUACCUGUUCUAUGUUAAAUUGUGUAUUAAUAUUGUUUUGUAUUUUAUUGUAUCAUUGCAAUGUUUUGUGAACAUACUUGACCUACUUGAAAACGGACGUACUAGGACAUACUUGAAAACAAGAGAAAUCUCAAUGUAUCUUUCCUGGUUAAAUAUUUUAUAAAUAUAAAUAAAUAAAUUGGGAGUAUAGUCUAAAAGAGCUUACAAGAGCUGCAGUUCUUAUGACUGCAGCCUUUGUAAGCCCUCCCCUUUUUUCCCAGAAGAGACCUUCAGUCUCUUCACAGGGAAAUAACCAAUCAGAGGCUUCUCAUUGAGAAGCCUCUGACUUGGUCCCCACGUGCACGUGCAAAUCCCCUGUCCUGUGUGCAUGUCUGAAGCUGAGGAGCUGCUCUGGGGUCUGUGAGGGAGGAAGGAGAAGGCAGGCACACGCUACUGGAAGUAGGAAGGAAUCAGCCCCGGUUGUCUGACAGCCAGGGAUGAGUUCCCUAGUUAUUUUAUAAAAGUGCUGAUUUCUCAUAGAAAUCAACAGCUAAAUAAACUGGGUUUAAACUAGGAGACUACUCACCCAUAAAGCACUUCAGCAAGCUGAAGUGUUUUGGGGUGUGGAGUGUUCCUUUAAAUCUUGUAUAUUGCUUUGUUUAUAUUGCACAGAGCUGACAUUAACAGUGUUAAUAGCAUUAAAACGGCAUGAGAAUAUGCUUUACUAUAAAAAGUGAUUUAUGUUUAAAGAUGGGCGUCACUUACUGGGCCGGAAAUAAUUAAUACAUUUUUUAAAAUCACUUUAUGGGUUCAUUCACUUACUUUUACUGUUUAUUUGGGACUAGAAAUCAGUCUGACUGAUCUCCUUCCCAGACUUUCACUUUCCCUCUCCUCCUUUCCGACUCCAUUCCCUUUUCUUUACUGUCCCAUUUAACAUUACAAUUACCAUGUUUACUCUCUGAUGUUCAGAGGCUUUUUGACAAAAAAAAGUCUUUGCUGGUAGCAUAUAUUUAUUUGCUUUUAAUAACCUAGACAGGAUUACAAUAAUGUGUUGACUGCUUGCAUCGGAUCUCUAGUCUUGUAGACCUCCAUUCCCAUAUUCCUUCUUCAGUCUGGGUCUCUUUAUAUUCAUUUCCACUCACAUGUUUGUAAUUCACUAGUUGUACUCUUAACAUCUACCAUAGACUGCCAUAAAAAUAAAUUUAUGCAUUUUACUAUUGAACUAGUUCUGGGCUAGACAAAUCCCAGGUCGUCGCGGCCAUUAGGACAUUUGUCCUGGCACCUUGGAUUUGUGAGCCUGUUCAGUCCCAGAGGUGACCAGCUGCCUAAGAGCAGAGGCGAGCAGUCUGCUCACGGAGGGCUGAGUCAGGCGGGCAGCGGCAGCCGGCUCAUGGAGAGCUUAGGGAGGGAGGCGGCUGGCACAUUGAGAGUUGAGGGAGGGAGGCUGGUGGCUGACUGAAGUAAGGGGCAGCUGACUCUUGAAGAUCUGAGGGAGUCGAGCGGCUUACUGAGCAUGGAGGCCGAGAAGGGAGGGAGCUGUAAUUGCUCUGCUCCCUCUCGCACCUUGCAGUGAUGCCAGGAGCCGGAAUAUGACAUCACUCCUGCCCAGCGAUGAAGCUGAGCAGGGAGAUGACAGCAGCCCCACUGGUCCCCAGGGAAAGCCUAUCCACUCCAGCUCUCCAAAGGUAGGAAGGCUGGGUGGAUUUAAUUUAAAAUAAAAAAAGUAAUUGUCUGUGUGUGUGCAUGUGUGUCUCAGUCAGUGUGUGUUUAGAUGAUCUGCUCCCCUCCAAUCACAUGGUAAAGGUGUUUUUACUCACCCUUUUCCCACGUUGUGCUCGUGACGCCGCGGCUGACCCCCACGUCCAUGGUGGAGAUUAUCAAUCUUGACGAUCUCAGACAAUCCAAUGCUUACCCAUAGGAAAGCAUUCAGAGACUAUUGCGCAUGCACAGCAAAAUACCACUGCACCAAUCAACUUCUCCUCAUUGAAUCAAUGCAUCCCUAUAAGGAAUAUUAACGUAGUUGCUGCACAGUGUGAAGCACUGACCAAUUAAGCACCUCUAGAGACCGUCUGAGUGACUGUCACUAGAGGUGUCACCAGGCAGCAAUGUAAAUUCUGCCUUAUGUCUAAAAAGUCAGUGUUUACAUUGAAAAGCAUGCAGGGACAGGAUAUAGACUUUAGAAAAUCUACAUUAAGUUGUAGUGGUUCUGGUGACUAGAGAGUACAAAUUGUAAUUUUUGCUUUGAAAAACAUGACUCUUAACUUUUUUAACUGGCUCCUAGAUUCCAAGCAAACUUGUCAAGCCCUGAGCUAGUUUCAGUAAAUAAAACCGGUUCAUUUAUUGAAUGGUCUUUGUACUUUGGCUGUUUGUGGGGAAAAUAUACAUAUUGAGGUAGAAGCAUUCAUACCUUAAAAAAAAAAAAAAAAAUGCCAAUGCAAUGGCUAUGCCAGACAACAAAACAGAUCAAAUUAUUAUUUUUUUUUAUUCUUUAUUUUUCAUAGUAAAAGGAAGUGCAUAUGUGUGCCAAUGACUAGGCUUACGCAGAAGCCACAAGAGAAGUGCAUACAUGUGUGACAAUGCAUAGGUUUGCGAAAGACAGUUAUGACAGUUCAUUGGCUUACGUAGAAGCCGCAUUGCGUUUUCUGAUGGUUCAAUUACACAUUGGUAAGGGUGAUUACGUCAAGGCAAGAGUUAUGGUCUCUGUCGCCGCUAGUCUUGUCGGCGGUUAAUUUGUCAUCUCUUGGUGUGCUGAGACAACUCUGCUUGGUGAGGUCUUGCCUUGAAUACGUAUGUCACUUCAAUUAGUAUGGUUUUGUACGCUUGUUAACUAAACAUAUUAUAACAGGUAUUCUAAAAUCCAGUAUUAACCAGAAAUAUUGUGUUUAGUGAUACGGUGAACUGGUGCUUCUGUUUCCACGGCUCGGACGAGGGGGGGGGUCGUGUGUGUCCCUGUCGUUAGCCCUAGAUGUGUGUUCGGUUCCCCUGUCCGCCCUCCUUGUUUUCCUGAUAUUGUUCCCAUAGAUCCCAUAUUUUGCUAAAUUUUUUGGUGGUAUGCCUGACCAGGGAAGUUAAUCUGUCCAUAAGGUAAUUAUCUAUUAUCUUCGCUACUACCAGUGCUACUGGGGGCAUUUCUGGACAUAGCCAUUUCUGUGCUAGUGCUCUACGGGCCGCUAAGUAUAUCAUAUUUAACAGUUGUUGCUCUGGGCAUGGAAGGCCAUCUGUUGGCCUAGAGAGGAGGAGGCAGGCCCAGGGGUCUAGUUUUAGUGGUCUCUGCACUAUGUUAGUGCUUAGGUUGAUAAUUUGGACCCAGUAGGUCUGUACCAAGGGGCACUUCCACCACAUGUGCACAUAGGUGCCUUCUUCCCCGCAGCCGUGCCAGCACAGAUCUGUGGGGGUGAUGCGCAUGCGGAAUUGUUUUAAUGGUGUGGUGUACCACCUGAAAAGUGUGACACAUAUUGAUGAUCGGGCUGUGGCCUCCCAAAUGUCCUGCCAGUCAGAGCCCUCUAAUGUCUCACCCAGGUCUGUCUCCCACUUGUCUGUGUAUCGUAGCUCCCCCCAUUCUUUGGCCUCCCCGCUAAGGUGGGAGUAUAGUAACAAUAUGAGUCGACUGGGGUGUUUUUCCUGGUAGCAUAUAUUCUUGAACCAGAUGAGUGGGAGAGUGGCCGUCUCCUUGACUUCUUUUGAGCUAGCAAAGUCUCGUAAUUGGAGGUAGCGGAAGAAGUCCUUGGUGUAAAGGGGGGUUGUUCCCUGAGCUGGUCGUAUGUGACUACUUGGCCGUUUUUAUAUAGGUGGCAAUAUUUCUGGAUGCCUGCUCUCUCGAGGCCGCUAAAGUCACCCGCUGUCAUACCUGGUGGGAAGGAUCGGUUCCUGAGUACCGGGGACAUUGGAGAGGGGAACCUGCUUAAGGAGUAUUUGGUUGCUGUUAGGUCCCAAAUUCUUAGGGAGUUCGUUAUUGCUGGGCAGGUCACUCUAGGGAGUGCUCUGUGUGUAGCCAGGGGCAGAACUGUGGUAGAUCUUGCCCCAUUAGUGAGGUUUCGAGUUCUACCCAUCGACGGGUGUCUGGUGUGGAGUGCCAAUAUGCUAUUUGCGCUGUCUGCGCUGCUAGAUAGUAUAGGUACAUGUUCGGUAGUCCCAGUCCCCCUCUAUCCUUGGGUCUGUACAAGAGUUUCCUGGCUAUUCUCGGUCGUUUCUUUUGCCAAAUGAGCAUGUCUGUUGCUUUUUAGAGUGUGGAUAAGUCACUCCUCUUAACCUGUGUGGGCAGGGCCUGGAACAUGAAUAGUAACCUGGGUAGAAUAUUCAUCUUAAUUGACUGGAGUCUUCCUAACCAUGAAAUUGGUUUGUCCGUCCACUGCUCUAGGUCUCUCAGGAGUGUACGGAGCAAUGGGGAGUAGUUAGUGUCGUGUAGGUGUUCGUACUGUGCUGUAAGUUUGACCCCUAGAUAGGGUAUGUUGUCAGCUGUGAUGGAUAGUUGGUAUCUGUUGUGUAUUAUGGCUUUAUCUUGGGUCCGGAGGUGGAAUGGUAGUGCCAUGGAUUUGACCAGGUUCACUCUAUAACCCGCAAGGGAUCCGUACUUGUCUAGGAGGUCGGUCAGAUGUUCCAUGGAGGUCAAGGGGUCUGUGAGAGUCAGCAGCACGUCGUCUGCAUAAGCGGAGACUUUGAAGGUUUUCCCUGCUACCCUUAUUCCUUGUAUGUGGGGGUGUUGGCGUACGGCUUGUAGUAACAGUUCUAGGGAGAUGGCGAAUAGCAGUGGGGAUAGGGGGCAUCCCUGGCGUGUACCGCUAUGAAGGUGGAAGGGCGUCUUAGUGGCUCCUGCUAUAAGGGUUUGUGCUCUCAGGUUAGUAUAUAAGGUGCGUGUGGCCUGGAUGUAGGCUUCUGGGAAGCCCCAUUCUUCCAGCAGGCCAAAUAGAUAUGGCCAUUGCACUCUGUCAAAGGCCUUCUCCGCGUCCAGGGAGAUGGCCAGUGAAGGCAGUUCAGAUUUUUGCAUGUACCAUGUGAGCACCGCCCCCCUACGUGUGUUUUCAUAAAGUUGUCUACCGGGGAUGAAUCCCACCUGGUCCGGGUGGAUUAAGCGUGUUAGCAUCGGCGCCAGCCUGGCCGCCAGGAUUUUUGCAUAUAUUUUAAGGUCCACAUUGAUCAGCGAGAUGGGCCUGUAAUUCGAUGUGAGCUCACCGUCUUUCCCAGGUUUCAGGAUAAGUGUAAUGUUGGCCAAUACCAUGUCGGCAUCGGGUGCACCCCCAGUCAUAAAGUGGUUAUAUAAAGAAGUGAGGUGGGGGGCCAGCUCUUCUUUGAAUUUCUUGUAGUACCCUAUUUCGUAACCGUCGGGGCCUGGGGCUUUGUUACCUUUUAAGAUCGCUAUAGCGGUUUCUACUUCUAAUUGGGAGAUGGGUUCUUGUAAGUUUGUGGGGUCUAUAUCUGUUAUCUGAGGUAGCUUUAUGCUGGUAAGGAAUGUACGUAGUGAGGAACGUAGUUGUUCCGGUGUGUUUUGUGAGUGUUGGGCUUGCCCGUAGAGGUUCGAGUAGAACUCCGUGAAUACCCUGUUAAUAUCUUGGGGGGUCGUCGCUAGUUUCUGGGUGAGUGUGCGUAGUCUCGUGAUGGGUUUGUGGUCUCCACGGGGGCGCAGUGCUCUGGCUAGUAGGGAGUCCAUCUUGUUGGACUUCGUAGAACAGUCGUCUAGAUCUCUGAAUGGAGUGUGCGACCCCCUCGAGCAGGAUCCCCCUGAUUGAGUGUCGUAGAGCGGUGAGUUACGCUAGUUUUUCGACUGUGAGGUUUUGUUUGUGCUGUUGUUCCGCUUUUCUCAAAGCGUUCUGAAGUUCUAUUAGUGCUCGAGUGUUGCUGCUCUAAUGAAGUGUCCUCUCAUGACCGCUUUGUGGGCUGCCCAUAGCGCUACAGGGUCCACCUCAGGUGUGGUGUUUUGUGUGAAGUAUUCUGUGAGUAGGGUACGCGUGUCUUCGCAUAUAGUGUCACUAUUUAAUAGGCUUGUGUUAAGGCGCCAGGUCCAUGUGGCGGAGUAUUUGAGUUUGUGUAACGUAAUUGAUAUGUCCGCAUGGUCCGACCAAGUGAUACUGCCUAUGUCAGUAUGCACGAGCUUGGACAUCCCUACUUCGUUGAGAAAGAUGUGGUCAAUUCUCGAGUAUGUGCCGUGGGGCGCCGAAUAGAACGUGUAGUCACGUGUGUCUGGAUGCUGGAGCCUCCAGGAGUCUAGGAGCUGUGUGUUCGUAAGGAAUGUGUGCAGUAGCUUGUCCUGUGCUCCUCUCCCCUGGGACCUGGGUGAGCCUGUUUUCGUGCUUCUGUCGAUUGCCGGACUUGGUACGGCGUUAAAGUCGCCCCCCACCAGUGUAAUCCCUCCCCCUUCAGCGUUAAUUAUUGUCGUGAGAGUGUCCCAGUAUGUAGGAUCUGGUAUGUUAGGAGCGUACACAUUAAUGAUUCUUAUUUUUGUGCUGUGUAUGGUGCCUGUUAUUACGAUGUAGCGGCCCUCUGGGUCAGCUAGUGUCCCUGUCACCUGGAGUGGGCAGUUUUUGUGUACUAAUAUUGCCACUCCGGCGCGUUUGAGUAGCGCUCUCGCUUCGUGGGUCUGUGGGAAGUAUCUGUCUUUCAGGGUUACUGAUGCUGUUCUGGGUAUGUGGGUUUCUUGUAUAAGGGCAAUGUCUGUUUUGCGUGAUUUCAGAUCCCUUAACAGUAACCUGCAUUUGUUCGGGGUGUUCAGUCCCUUAACAUUGAGAGAGGCAAUUUUCAGGGCCAUGUGUAGGGUGUGACACUAGGGGUGUAGUGGUGUGUUUGUUUGAGCACCUACUUUGUUGUGUGAUCUGUUUCCCACUUUCCGUGGGUGGAUCCCCCUCGCCCGAGCCGUGGGCAGCAGCAGUAACGGUUUGUGGUGUGGCCUUGUCUGUGGAGACGUUUUGUAGAGAACCUUUACUGCAAAAGGAAAUUACACCGUUAGCAAUUGAAAGAUAUACAUAAACAUAAACAAACAUAAAUUAAAACUCUGAUCUUACACCCUGCCAGAGGUGGCUGGGGGCGUGGGUUUUCCCUGUCCGGGUAGUGUAUAGGUCCGGACGUAACUGUACAGUAAUUCUAGGUUGUGUGUGUUUGUUGGUAUUGCUGGGAUGUUGGGGCCUCUGUGAAGGUGUCAGUCUAAAUCCACCUGUACUGGUUCAGGUGUCGCUGCGGAUGGGUUAGCAGGCGUUGCCAGCUCUGACAGAUCUAAUUUUUUUAAAAUAAUUUUGUACUGUACACAAUGUUUGCAUUUGAUCUUAAAAGCUGCCAUGUGAUAGUAAAUAGUUACUGGCUAACACUGAAUGGUUGUUAUUGUAUACCCUUUUCACCUCCUGUAAAGGCCAUCUUGUGUGUCUCUUAUAACCCCCCUGUGUAUUUCUUUCCCCAGACCUUUUGUGUGUCUCUUAUAACCCCCCCUGUGUAUUUCUUUCCCCAGACCUUUUGUGUGUCUCUUUCCCCCACCCAUACUUUUUGUGUGUCUUUCUCCCCCCUCCCCCCCCCAGUCAGAGAUAUGCAAGCACACAGCCAUAUAAUCUACACAUACAGAUGCAUAUAGUCAUACAGAUAGAGGCAUAUAGAGCAGGGACGGAUCCAAAGCUUAAUCCCGGGAAUGGCAUUGGUAGUGGGUUGUAGUGGCUGUAAUUGAACAGUUAGGGAAUGUGGUAGGGGGCUGUAGUGGGGGGACAGGGGCUGUAGUGGGGAUAUUAUGGGACUGUAGUAAGAAAAUAGGGGUUGUAAAGGGGGGCAUGGGGCUGCACACGGGGGCUCUGGGGCUAUGUUGAAAGGUGCAAGGUCUGUGAGAGGGGCACAGGAUCUGCAGGGGGCAGGGGCUAUCGAAGGGGCCACAUAGGCUGUUGAGAGGGGGAACAACUGCUGUAAAGGGGGCCACAUAGGCUGUAGAGGUGGGAACAGGUGCUGAGGAAGGGGACGGAGUCCCAAGAGGACAGUGGAGGGGGCGAGGGCUGAGGGGAACCGAGCUGAGAAUGACGGAGCUGAGAAUGGGGACCGGAGCUGAGAAUGGGGGACCGGAGCUGGGAGAAUGGGGGGGAGCUGAGAAGGGGGGGGAACUGGAGCUGAGAGGGGGGAACUGGAGCUGAGAAGGGGGCGGAACUGGAGCUGAGAAGAUGGGAGACAGGAGCUAAGAGGGGUAGACUGGCUGAGGAAGGGAGACAGGGGCUGAGGAAGGUGGACAGGGGCCGUGGGGCAGCCAAAAAAUGUCCUGCGGCCAGGGAAGUCAGCCUCAGUGUAAAGGUGUAAAUAUGUCCUGACUUAUAUUGUCUGGGUUUAGUUUCUAUUUAAAUUCAGUGUUUGUUUAGGAUAUAAACUUAAGUGAAUAUGAUAUUUUACUAUUUACAGAGUAUGGGUCAGAAGAUAUUGACAUCCUUCCCAAUGGAUUGGCAUUUAUUAGUUCUGUAAGUAUUAAAACAUUAACGUGUGCUCAUUUCAGUUUGACUAUGGUGAGGAUAAUGCAGGGAAAAUUUAUACUAUUUUUGUAUGCGUAAUCCAUCAAAAGGGGAACAAUCUUUGCAAUUCCAGAAAAUUUAAAUAUAUGUCCUUGUGGGAAGUGUAUUUUUGGAGCAAUACACCAUUAAUCAUUUUUGGAAAGUGAAAGUAACUGGAAACCUCAUGUCUCUCCUUACUUUGCACAAACAGGAAGUUGAAUAAGAUAGCCUGUAUCAGUGGUUCCAAACCUAUUUUUUUUUUUUUUCAUUCAAGCACCCUUUGAUAGCCCAUUUCCAUAAAUUGUACCCCUCAUAUUAAAAAAAUGUUUGUAAUUAAUAUAGUUGCUGACAUUUCAAACUUAAAUGUUUUUUCUCUGCCCUAAGCUCCCUUGCUUCUCCUCUGCCCAAAGUUCCUUUUAAGCUAUCUGACCUCACAUUUUUUUAAUAUAAUACAAUGUCUCACAAAUAGAAAAACAGUAAUUCAACAAUAUUUCCACUGAUAUUUUUGUUUCUUUUGUUGAAAUAUAAUUGUUUUAGAAUUUGUCUGGAUUAUCAACUCCUUUAAUGUAUUUUUGUUUUCUCAUCUUUCUUAGUAAAACAGUCAAUUAUCAUUUUUCAAAUUUACCCCAUCAUAACUGGAAGAUCUUAACCCUCUCGCCAGUCUCCCCCUCUAGAUAUUCUGAGACCAUGAUUGCUCCCGCUUCCUAAAUCUAUGGCUAGAAGUACAUAUAAGGGGCCACUUUGUGUUAUGCUAAAUUCUCAAGUUGACAAGUUUUGGCACUCACUACAUCCUUCACAAACUACGGCUGUGGGAAAAAGGCAUUAUCUCACUCAAAGCAACUUUAGCUUCAUCGUGCAGUUUUGGUGCAUAGCUCAUACCCCUACAGUUAAAUAAUAGUCUCCAUGGGGAAAUGUUUUAAUUUUUCAAUCUGCUAUUACAGCACAGUGUGUUUACUUUAGAAGUUUUUUUUUCUCCUACUCUGUUAAUUGAACUUUAAUCACACACAAUAUGCUCUUGCAGUCUCUAGCAGGCUAUUAAUAGAGCAAGAGAUAAGAAUUUCUAAAUUAAAGGAAUUUCUAAAUUAAACACUAUAGUUACCAACACUACUUCAUCCCAUUCUAGGUGCCGUGGUCUUUUAGUUUUAACCCUGCAAUGUAGAAACUUCAAUGUUUAUAUUGUGGGGUUGGGUCUAUUUCUGACAGCCACUAGAGGCGCUUCCUUCUCCACACAAAGUAAAACUUGGUCUGGAAAGUCAAGCAAUAGUUAUAGCAGAAAACUGUUCUAGCUAACCAUUUUGCCGCACAUGUGUUCUACAAUCCAAUUCAUCAUAUGUGAAGCAUACGAUCCAUAUGAGAAGCAUUGGAUCACACAAGAUCGCGGGUGAUUUCAGCAUGCUUGCUGACCUCACCAGAGGCAGAGCUGGAGUCCUGACACUGGAAACGGAGUGAGUAGUAGUAGUUUUACUUGAAUAUUUACAGUGCAAAUUAGGAUGGACAUAAAGGAACCUAUAGUGUAGAAAUUAGUUUCGGGACUAUAGGUACCUUUUAUCCAAGAGGAAAAAACUCACAGGCACUCCAACUUCAAGCCGCAGGCAGAUUUAUUAUGACAGAAUGCAACGCAACGUUUCGACCGGAAAGGUCUUUUUCAAGCUGCACCUCCCUUAUUUAGUAAUUGCUAAAUGAAAUAUUUUUUGUAUACCUGCACCUCCCUUAUUUAGUAAUUGCUAAAUGAAAUAUUUUUUGUAUAUUGGGAUUGCUGGUCCUGCUCUGGAGCACCCUUGGCCGUUGGGAUUGGGUGCGGUUCUCAUCACUUACUCUGCUCUAUAGGUACCUUUUAAACACACUGUGCAAUAAGGUACGUUAAAAAAUAAAAACAAUUGAUUCUUUAUUAGAAAGUAUUUAAAUAGAUUGUGUAAGGGCAGGUGUGUCUAGAAGUGAAUGAACAAAGCAAUUUAACUCUUGAAUGAGAAUUGAUUAUUAAAGGACCACUAUAGUGCCAGGAAAACAUACUCGUUUUCCUGGCACUAUAGUGCCCUGAGGGUGCCCCCACCCUCAGGGUCCCUCUCCCGCCGGGCUGGAUGGAGAGGAAGGGGUUAAACUUCCUCUUUCUCCAGCGCCGGGCGGGGAGCUCUCCGCCUCCUCUCCUCCUCUUCAGCUGAAUGCGCAUGCGCGGCAGGAGCCGCGCGCACAUUCAGCCAGUCCAUAGGAAAGCAUUCACAAUGCUUUCCUAUGGACGCUUUUCACAGUAAGAAGCGCGGAAGCCCUCUAGCGGCUGUCAGUGAGUUUCUCUGAAACUGUUAUGUUUAUAGAAAAAAGGGUUAAUCCUAGCUGGACUAGGCACCCAGACCACCUCAUUAAGCUGCUGAAGUGGUCUGGGUGCCUAUAGUGGUCCUUUAAGACUGCAGGGGCAUGAUCUAUACCCUCAAUUAGAGUAUCAUUUGAUUGUUUUUACACCUGCUACCUACCCAGAAAACUGUUCUAGCUAACUGUUAAUCCUUUUGUUAAAGGGACACUAUAGUCACCAAAACAAUGUUGGCGUAAUGAAGUAGUUUUGGAGUAUAGAUCAUGUCCCUGCAGUCUUAUUGCUCAGUUCUCUGCCAUGUAGAAGUUUAAUCACUUUGCUUAUGCAGCCCUAGUCAAACCUCCAUUUGUGAAUUACACAGCCUUCCUAAACAAUUCCUGUAAAGAGUCAUCUAAUGUUUACACUUCCUUUAUUGCAAGUUCUGUUUAAUUCAGAAUUUCUUAAACCCCUGCAAUGUUAAAAGCUUGCUAGACCCUGCAGAAGACUCCUGUAUGUAAUUAAAGUCAAAUUCAGAGAGCAGAAGAUAAAAACUUUAAUAUUACGUUACAUCUUAUAUCUGAUUGAAAUUGAAACCAUUUAUUUUUUUUAUGCAGCCUGUGCAUAAACAGAACCAGAAGUGAUUUAACGCCUAAAUGGUAGAGAAUUGAGCAGUGAGACUUCAGAGGCAUAAUAUAUACAGACACACAAUUGUUAAUUAAGCUACAGUUGUUGUUGUUUUUUGACUAUAGUGUCCCUUUAAGUAACAAUUUCAUAAAUUUUUUUGGUCAUCUAUUUUUACAUGUCUGUUCAUUCAAUUACACUAACCAUGUCUUUCUCAUUUUUAGUAUUUCACUAAAAAUUUAAAAAUGUGAAAAGCAGGAAUGCCCUUUAGUGUUGUUGUUGUUGUUGUUGUUGUUGUUGUUGUUAUUAUGAAACAAAUACUAUAACCAAUCCAAAACCCACACUAAAGUUCUAUUUCUGUAAUUUUAGUUGUUCAUUGCCGACUGUGCAAUAUUGUCAUGAACAACUCUUCAAAUAAAUUAAAAUGCAUGAUGUAUCUUUUAUUUAAUUUUUUUUAGGGUGUAAAAUAUCCUGGUAUAAUAAGCUUGGCACCUGAAAAACCUGGAGAAAUAUUUCUGUGGGAUCUUAAUGAAGAAAAUCUGCGUCCAAACUCAUUGCGUUUCAGCAGUGGGUUUGAUAUCUCCACAUUUAGUCCCCAUGGUAUCAGUACUUACAUUGAUGAAAAAGGUAGGUUGCUCGUAUUUAAAGCGUUACUUUAGCCACCAUGACCACUUCUGCUUCUGGAAAUGGUCACGGCCAGCCCCUGCUUGCCAGAUUGCUAAUACACAAUUUUUACAUCAGCAUUAGCAAUAUUCAAUAAAUCUACAUUUAUAGACCUUUAUAGACUGAGCCCGUGGGAUGAUGGGAGAAAACCGAGGGAUGGUGCCGGCAGCCCAGUAGUCCCAUAAACAUUAAAACAGCAUGCGGUUGCAUAUGGUUGGAUAGAGUGCAGCAAAGACAAAAGAAAACAUUGCCAAAAAGAGAAACAUUGUAACUGAAAGAAAAAGCAAAAAAUAUUCAUAUGAAGAACACAAUUAUAAUUCAAAAACUUUUUAUUUAAAUAAAUGACCAAAAAACUAAAUGAGACCAUUUGCAAGAGGGUGAACACUCUAUAAAUAACUACAUUUCCUAAUUAAAGGAUCACUAGUCAGACUGUAGAUCUGAAGGAAAACUAGGACAAUGCAGAAGAAAGAGCACUCUACAGUUGUGAGUACUCCGACUACAUCAGUUAAGACAAAGUAAUAUCAAAGAUUUUAAAAAUCCCAGUUAGACACUGCAUAGAAAAGGAAAAUAUUUCAUUUUGUCUCUUUGUAAAUCUCUGGUGGGACCAAACCUUGACUAUGCUGUGCAGGAUUGUGCACAUGUUCUAAAGAAGGAUAUUAUGGCACUAGAAAAAGUGCAGAGACGAGCUACAAAAUCUGAUAAAAGGAAUGGAGCAUUUUAGUUAUGAAGCAAGGUUAACAAAUGUUUUUGUGGCAAAAUGAUGGGAGUGAGCAGAAAGAAAGAAAAGGCACCGAAAUAAUGAGCCAUUCGUGCAUUUGGAUGAAGCAUUCAGCCUUUUGAAUUACAGACAGUACGCGACUUGCAAAUAAACUAAUGGCGUAUGGAAGAAUUUUGUUUAACGCCCGUUCGUUCGUUAGGCUCCUGGGGAACCACACUUUUUUUUUUUAAAUUAAGUCAACAUUUAGGCAUUUCAAAAAAAACUCCAAACAGUAAAAACAAUUAAAAAUAAAAUGGUGACGAGCUGUUAUCUAUCCUGUAAAUUGAGUUAAUAGUAUUGUAGCUGACAGUAUUAUUAGUAUUAGUAUUAUUAAUGUUCAUUUUAUGAUUAUUUUUUUUUGUUUGGUUUUUUUCCUGCAUGAUUCCAAUUAUUUAUUUUUUAUCGUCCUCUUAGAUGACACGGUAUACCUGUUUGUGGUUAAUCACCCACAUUAUAAAACUACCAUUGAAAUAUUUAAGUUUGAAGAAGAGGAAAAUGUACUUAAGCACCUGAAAACAAUUAAGCAUGGCCUGCUACCGAAGUAUUAUACAUUUUAUUAUUAUUAUUUAUAUAGCAGUGUAUAUAUAUAUAACAUAUUCUACAGCUGUGUAUAUUGAUCCUCCAGACACAAAAAGAUCCAGUAGUACACAUUAGGGGCUUAUUCAUGAAACAUCAUACUGUAGUGAAUAAAAAAACAGAUUGGAAAAUGUAGGCUAAAAUCUUUGUGCUCAUUCUUCUGUGUUCUAUUUGCCCCAUAGAGCUUACAUUUCUUACAAUACUGUGUCUGUCAGUUAAAGGGCUAAUCCAAGCAUCAUAACUUUAGCUCUCUGUAAUAGUUAUGCUGUGAGGAGUAACCUGGCACCCGGUAAGGGAGCAAACCGUUUGCUAACAUUUUGGCACUUACCUGGGACCACCAGGUGCUGAUGCAAAUGACCAGAUACUGAUCCUGUCACUCACUGAUUGGAAAAGAAAACACGUUCUCACAGUAAUUGUGAGUGACAUAGACUCGGGGCAAGUGUAAUCACUGUCCUUAUUCCUCAGAAUCCCCCAGUCAGCUCCUUCUUAAAAAAUAAAUAAAUAGCCCUUUGAUCUAAACUUAUCCUAAAAAUUUUUUUACCUCCCCCUCUAUACUAUACCAAUUUUAAAUGGCGGCCUGCUCUUCUGCAUUAAAAUGGGACACAACAUUAAAAUCCCACUUUUCAAAACUAAAAUGGCUAGGUGCCACACUUGUCACUGUAAUGCCAUCAAAACAUUCAAAGGUAAACACAACAGACAUUUUAUUGCUCGGUAGAUCAAGCUAAUAACAAAUUUGGGAGGAAAUGUCAAGUUGUAUCUGCAUUUGUAAUAAAAACGGAAUUUUUACUUGAAAUUUUGUCGAUAUAAAGAGACUGGCUGCAUUAAGAGUGCAAGUGUAAAUCCUACCGUGUGUCUUAUUUUAAACUAUAUAUAUAUAUAUAUAUAUACAUAUAUAUAUAUAUAUAUAUACUUUUGUCUUUUUAGGGUUAGUGAGAAUUUUUGAGAAUUUAAAUUGAAUUUUAGUUUUAAGGCCUAUAGAGACAAACAGUUCUGAAUUCUUGUUUGGUUAUUUUGACCUUAAAUUAAAAAUUCUUUUUGAUUUCACUGCAAAUGUCCAACAUUUAGUAAAUAACCCCGUAUCUGUUACCACUAUUGAUACUCAUCUUAUCAAAAUCUAACAACCAUAAGCUUUGCAAUGCUUUUGGUUUAUGCCCUUAUAAAAUAUUUCUUCCCCUCCCCUCCCCCCCCCAUUAUUCCAGAAGCUAAAUGAUUAGUUAGAUAUUUCUAGAGGGUGUUCAAAGUGCGAAGUGUUCUUUAAAAAACACAUUUGCAAAUGCCGCUGGAAAUUGUGAUCCCCUUUUUUUCCUUUCUGUACCCCACCUCCCUUCUUUUGUUUUGAAAAAGAUCCAUAAAAACUUUACAUAUAAAAAAAAAAAAAACACGAUUGCCCACGAAAUAAACCUUUGAACAAAGACAUAGCAAAAAAAAAAAAUAACUUGUCAUGAAGGGGUUAAUGUGUGUGAAACUUACACAUAAAAGCCCUAUCAAGUUCAAGAAGAUAUUCCACCAAUUAGGAGACUAAUUCUAUUCUAAUGAAUUUGAUCUUGUCCCAUUAUAAGACAAAAGAAAGGGUUGUUUUUUGUUUUUUUUACUCUAAGAACAAUAAGCAUGUAGAAUUCUCUGCCUGAAGAAGUGGUUUUAUCAGAGUCUGUACAGAUGUUUAAAUAGCAACUAGAUGCAUACUUGCAAAAACAUAAUAUUCAAUUAUGUAAUUUUUCAACUGUAGGGUAAUAGCUUCUUGAUUCAAGGAAAAAUCUGACUGCCGUUCGGGGGUCAAGAACGAUUUUUUUUUUUCUAGUGCAAAAUUGGAAGUGCUUCAAACUGGGUUUGCAAAAAACUAGAUGUGAGGAAGGCUGAACUUGAUGGACACAUGUCUCUUUCCAGCCUAUAUAACUAUAUAAUAAUAUGCUAUAUAACAAGGUUUUGUGGGAGAUUUCCUUUAACCAGUCUUCAAUCGUCACAAUAUAGUGGCUGAUAUCCUUUUAUUAACCGCCCUUAUUCACAGUUUUGGGAACAGGGCUGGGCACUGCAUUCUCCUAAGGAUUGAUAUGGAUUUGAAGUAAAUCUCUCCUUUGAUGUCAAAUGGAAAGGGACAGUCUCAUGGCUGGUGAAAUUCUUACAAAACUUGUAUGCAGGGAGUUAGGUUGCACAUCUUUUAAUAAACAACUGAUUACUCUAAAACAUCUUAUUUUUCCUUGCAGUGUUAACAAUAUUGUGCCUCUGGGACCUGAGAGCUUUUAUGCCACCAACGAUUAUUAUUUCUCAGAUUUUACCAUGAGACACCUGGAAUUGUUCUUCGGGUUAGGAUGGUCGGACGUGGUUUACUACAGCCCCGGUGAAGUGAGACAAGUGGCCUCUGGAUUCUAUAGUGCGAAUGGAAUCGCCAUGUCAACUGAUAAAAAGUAAUGUAUAUAUUAUUCAACCAUUUGGAUUGGGAAACUGUGUAAGGCGAACCAUGAAUGUACACUGUACACUUAUUAUGUAGAACAGAUUACUAUGUACAAUAGUGAUGGUUUGUUGCCAAAAUAAUUAUACUUAAAAACAAAAUAAGCUGCAACACUAGAUUAUUCACUGUGGUGUAUUACCAAACUAUAUAAAUUAUGUACACAUACACAUAUAAACUCUGGUCUGUUUACUUUAACAAAUAUUUAUUCAGAGACAAAACAACAACAACAUACAAAUAAUGACACACAAUCUAACUAAAACCACAAUCUAACUAACUGACAAUAACAACUAAACCUUAUAAAGUCAUCAGAUCCCACUCACAGUUCACCAUUAUAAAAAUUAUCCCAUGUCUGCUCAGUAGCACAGCCAAGAAGAAACAGGGAGGAAUGGGGAUAAGGGGAAGUGGUUAUCUCUUUCCUGACUUGUAAAGGUAUUGAAUUACCAUAUCAAAGGGUAAAGCACAUUCCGCUGUCUUGGUCACAUGACCCCUGCUCACCAUAUUAGUUUGAUGACAAAAUUUCACCACAUUCACCACCUAUCUAAAGAACUUUAAAUAUAAAUAGACAAAUAAACAAAGCAAGUGGCAUAGAAGAUGGACCUCCCCACCAAUAACUCCCACCCAGAGCGGUAGCUCUAGCAACAAUAUGUAAAAGGCUAAAAUAAAACUAAAAUGUUUGUUACGAAACCCACUGUGUCUAAACCAAAAUCGUAUGGAAUAUUCUUUACACAAACUGAACACGAGAAGCAGGCCAAUUGAGAAAAACAGCAUCGAGGGUCCAAUAAAGUAUGAACGCUUGCACUUAAGGGAUACUAUAGUGCCAGGAAUACAAUCACCCCCAUCUCCCCGGUAAAUAGAAGGUUAUUUACAUGCCUGAUCCCAGCUCCGAUGUCCCUCUGCGCUGGGUCGAAGCUCCUCCUCCUCCGUCCCGCGACGAGGGGGCUCUAAUGCGUAUGCGUGGCAAAUCUAAUGCUGGGUGUCCUGAUGCAGAGCGCGAGUACGUCCAGCGUCCGAUACUGAGCUGAAGUGGUCAGGCUGCCUACAGUGUCCUUUUAGCUGCUGUUUAGUUCCUAUAUUCUAAUUCUCUUUUUGUCCUUUGUGCUUCCCUAAAGGUUCAUUUACGUUGCUGAUAUCUUUGGUCAUACAAUUACUGUUUUGGAAAAACAAGCAGACUGGUCCCUGUCUCCAGUGAAGGUGAUAUGUUUUUCAUCACUAAUAUAUCCAAAUGUAGUGAUAAUACACAGAAUAAAAGUAAAUAGUAAUGACUUCUAUAGUGCUUUUUCUUUACAACAUACUUUUAUUUUGUGAUGUAAUCUCUAAAAUAUUUCACUAGGAUUGUAGAUGUCAUCUUUAUUUUAACUGAAUUCUUCUGGAGGGGAAGAGAACAGAGAUGUUUGGCCAGAUUUGUUAAACCAUAUUUUUAAAACCUCUUGUGCGUCACCCAGAUGGUUUUGAGCAUUACACUUCAAAUUGCAUUAAGGAUCUAUUCACUGAACCUGGAAUAAUUGGGAAUUCACAAAGGAAUUGCUAAUUUCAUUUUGAAUUGGAUAAAUUGUAAAAGAGCUGACAUUUGUUUUAAUAUGGAUGCUUUGGUCUAAAAUGUCCAAUUCCCAUGCUCCAGUUCCAAGUUUAGUGAAUAACCCCUAUACCCUCCGAGAAUGAUAACAUCCUCAUAAGAAGGAAGUUGUUAUGGUGCCAGGAGGUCCCUAGUUGACUUACCAUCAAUGAAAAAAACAGUUCAUUAUCUUUUCUCAAUCUAUAUUGUGAAUUGGAAGCUACAGAUAGGCUGAGAGCCUCAGCUGACACCACACCACAACCCUUUAUAUACACUAUAAGACACACAGUUUCUUCUACACACUUGCAAUACCACAAACAACCUCCAAACACAUACAACACCACAGAGGGGUGCAGAUUGAGUCUCCCAUGUUCGCCUCCCCAACAGAAGCCUGCACAGGCCUGGUGAGGGAGAGCUUUGUUCUCUUUACCGGGCCUGCCAGCGACUGAAGCUAUAUAGCGAUACUUAAAAUGAUCUUUCUAUCCAUAUACACAUAUACACACAGAAUACAGGACGCAAGCAGUAACAAAAACUGUCCAAUAUUCUGAAAAAUACUGUAUAUACACUGAUACACACAUUAUGUGUGUUCACUGUAACAGUUCUCUUUCUCCCCUUUAAUUGUUAGCACUUUCACAAAGUUGUUUUGGAGGUAUGGUCUUGUUUUUUUUUUUUGUUUUUUUUGUAUUUCUCUUAUUCUGUCAUUAUUUAUUUCUGACAAUAUGGAAAAUAGUAUCGAUGGUAUCUAUCAGCUCUUAGCUGUAACUCUGAAUUUAAUUCAAAAUGUUGUUCUGUUCAGAAAUGCUUCAGAUUUGUUGUUUUGUUGUAUUAAUCUUUAUUUUUUACUUUAUUUUUAUAAAAGGUUCUGCAAUUAGAUACACUUUUGGACAACUUAGUUGUAGACCCAAAUACAGGGGAUAUCUGGACAGCUGGACAUCCAAAUGGCAAAAAAUUAUUAUUUUACAAUCCUGAUGAUCUACCUGGAUCUGAGGUCAGUGUCCACAAACUAAUAUGGAAUAUCUUACCCCAUUUUAGAAAAUAAAAUUACAAAACUGUCACUUCUGCCCUAAAAAUCGUGUAACAUUGUACAUGACCUGUAACAUUGUCCCAAAGAAUUGUUGUAUUGCAAUGUUCCUUGGACUGAAACUGCUACAGUAUUUUUAUACUGUUUUGGUGUGUAGGUUCUGCACAGUAUCAACAAAUCUUACUAUGGUUUAACCUCAUAUCAUGCUGUUAUACAUUCCUAACUCCAAAAGGUAUAAUCGUCUUGAAAUGGACUCCAGAGAAGAAAAGUGGAAAUGGGGGUUGUGGUGCCAGAGCAAUAUCUGUCUGUCUAGAUCAGUGGUGCCCAACCUUUUUUGAACCAAGAUCUACUUUUAAAGUUGCCAGCUCGUGGAGAUCUACCAGUUCACAUAGGAAGCUGUGUCCAUUGUCUAUCAGUGCAUUUAACAUGCACCUAAUAAACAGAAAACCCAUUCAGAUAUCAUAAAAAGUAGUUUGUGAGUUGCAAAGCUGUGGCAAUAAAUGUAUUUCCCUACCUCAGUGGGACUUCUGACAUUGGGAGGAGCCAGCUAGUUUCUCAUAGUCAGGGCAGUAGGAGUUGGUUGCAAGCAUUAGGCAGGCCACAAGGUGAAUGUCUGUCAUUAUGGAUCUGUACUUCGAAUUUAUGAUUUUUCAUGUGAGAGAAAGCAGUUACACACAAAUAAGUUGAUCCAAAAAGUGCAGUCAAGUUCAAGGCACAUCUUCUGAGGUUGGGCACUUCAGUGAGCACUUCCUUUCAGUACGGCCGGGUACAGGAAACAGAAGUUCCUGUACCACGGUGCGCCCACCUCCUGCUGUUGCGAUCGACUGAGAAUCAGCCCACAAUCGACUGGUCGAUUGAGAUCGACUGGUUUGGCACCCCAGGUCUACACUAUAUGGCCAAUAAUAUGUGGCCACCCCUAGUAAUUGAGCUCAGUGACUUUAAACAUGACAGUGUCAUAAGAUGUCCCCUUUGCAAAAAGUUAAUUUGUGAAAUUUCUACAAUACUAAAUCUGCUCUGGGUAACUAUAAAUACAAUUAUUGUAAUGGGGAUGCACAUAGAACAGCCCAUCCACAAAGUGGUAGAUCAUGCAUAUGCACAAAGAGGGAAUGCUGAGUGCUGAAGUAUGCAGUGUGUAAAAAUCUCCUAUCCUCUGUUGCAUCACUUAUUACAGAGUUGCAAACUGCCUCUGAAAGAAAAAGCACAAGAGCUAUGCAUCAUUAAUUGGGUUUCCAUAUCAAAUCAGCUUCGUGCAAGCCACACAUCAACAUACACAAUGCCAAGAAUCAACCGGACUCAGGAAUGGUGGAAACAUGUCUGUAGCGGAGAGCUGGUAUUACACAGCCUAUCUCUACUUUGGAUCGCAGUGAAGCUCAGGAACAAGCAAUUAUAAAUCCAUAGGGCAAAGUAUCCAGCAGGCAAAAUAACACAGCAGUAUCCCAACAGCACUCCCAAUAACUGGACGACACACAGUAUCAGGAGCAGGACUAAAGAUUUAUUCAGACAGUGGCCUUAUAAAGCAUGCUCCCAUGCAAGAGAGGGAUUUUCAUUCAUUAGUACAGUAGCCAAUCCUGUUCUAGUAACCUCCCACACCUCUCCUCCUCUUAGUCUGCCUCAUAAUCCCCUUAUCCAGGACACCAAUUCCCCCCGUUUCUGGAUGUACCCCUAAACCUAGGGGUACCACUUUAAAUUAUACAUCCCCAGGUAGCCCUGAUCUGGGUGAACAACAUAUCCAAAAAUCACCCAGAUCAGGGGUUCGGGAAAUUUAUGGAGGGAAUAAAAUGACCGACCGCGCUGGAAAGAGUAGCCGAAUUGGGUUCCAUGCGAUGGGGCCCUGUGGUCGGUCCUGGAACGAGGGAAUAGUUUACACAAAAGCCUCCAGUUACAGAGACUGGGGAGGGUUUGCCUGAAUCCUCUCGUUCGGUUGUUUCUAUCUACUGAACGAGGGGCUGUUUGGUAGUUUGGAACCGAACGGACCGGGCUUGUGGAGGUCUCAGCGGUGUUCGUCUAGUCGAGUGUCCAAUUUGAGUUCCAGACACUAGGACGGCAAAACACCGCUGUUCGGGAGUUUUAAAAUGGCCGCCGCCACGUGUUCGUUUCCCGAAUGGCGGCCACCCCAGAGAACAAAGGACUGCUACUCAGCUUGUCAAUUUACCCGUUCGCAACAAUGUUGCAACGGGUAAUUGAAGGCACACUUCACACCGGGGAGGUCUGACUGUUCGGUAGUUUCAUUCCCUUAUUUGUUGGAAUGAUUCUACCGAAAAAUUAGACGAAUACAAUACAUUUACCACAUAUAACUUUGCCAUUUACACGAAUGCAGUUAAAACUUAUGUAAUUUUCAGGACAGCCCAGUGCCAUCCGCUACAAUGUCCACUGGAGCAAUGAGUGUCUAUUGUAAAGUUUUGUGUAGUGGUCUGGAAUUGGGCAAUAAAGGAUCAUCUUAUUGCUGCAGGUUAAAAAGACAUUUUAGACAAUUGCAUGUUUACAACCUUGUAGUAACAGUGACUUUAUUAGUAUAAGUUUAAUGAAGCUAUCUUGGCACAGUGUUUAUUUUAUAGGGUAUGUUUGGGGUUAAAAAAGCAAAACGCGUGUCCAACACUUCUCAUGCAAGGGUUAAUAUAACUCUCCAUGACUUACCCAUCAUUAAAGUGUUCACCUUGUAGGCUGCUUUUCAGCCGCUAUAUUUCUGGUGAUCCUCCUUUUUUGUCAAAGAAAUAAGGCAAUUAUCAGGCAUCACCAGAAAAUAAAUUCUGGGCAGUCUGAAUUUAAAAAUCCCAAAAAGAGUAUUUAGUUAAACAUCACUUUACAUGACAAGUGGCCCAUACAAGCACACAAUAAUAGCCUUUCAAUGGACUUAGUUCUCUGUGCUACUUGUGGCAUUGUUCCCUCAUGAGUAAAAUUAAGCUGUAGCCCUUUCUGUGUAUGCAAAUAGGUUUUUAAAUGAAGGGCCUGGUACUGCUGUCUGCCCAUAUUCUCAGGCUGAUAGAAUGUAUGACUUACAUUUGUAAGUAUUAAGCCAUAAAUAAAAAAUCUAUUUAUAUGCAGUGUGAUACUUUGUCAAUACAACUGUUUGUCAUGCCCUACACUCUACAUCUACUGAACCCAUAGGGAUAAUAUAUAAGUUGUUGCAUCAUGCUUGCAGGUUAAAAGGCCAUCUCAUGAUGAAGAGGCUUGUUAUCAGAUGCUGUUUGCCAGCCUUCAUCAAAGAAAGGACCUUAGAAAUGUCACCACAUGAGUAUAUGGCCUCCCUCCAGAAUAUUUCCAGUACCUUGUUGAAUCAAUAGCAUAAGAAUUCCAGACCUUUUCUAAUAUUAGUUGCCAUUUAAUGUAUAUUCAUUGGGGCAAUGCUCACAUCCUUGGAUAUGAUCCAUAAUAUACAGGAGUUUCUACACAUCUGUACUACACAGGCUACAGAUAUUCUAAAGCUAAAUUAAAUGCCUAUCUAUCUCAAAAUGAACUUGGUGUCUAACACUCUGUUAAAUGUUUUUCCAUUGUAGGUUGUCCGUGUGCAGAACAUUCAUUCUGACAAUCCUAUAGUGACCCAAGUAUAUGUGAACAACGGCUCAGUGAUACAGGCGUCUUCUGUGGCUGCCGUCUACGAGGGGAAACUUUUUAUAGGAACUGUAUUUCAUAAAGCUCUGUACUGUGAUCUCGAGUAACCACAUGCACUCUGUAUAACAUCUUUCUCCAGAUCAGUUAAACUACAACCACUGUUUUAAAUACUGUUGUAUAAAAUGAUUACCUGCAGGAAAAAAGUACCAGUGUAUCAGGUGUGCCAAAUAUAAAAGUGAAAUAUGUUGGUGAGACCGCUUCUUUAAACAAUUCAGUGUGGGCAAUGUACUUCAUCAAAAACAUUUGACUUUUAUUAAAAAAAAAGUUUACCAAUAAUGGUAUUCAUUAUUGGUGUACACCACUGUUGUUUUUAUUUUAUAUAUUUUUUUUUCUCCUAAAAGGCACGAUUAGCAUAUUUUUUCAAACAUAUUUUUAAGAAAGGUAGAAGCAAAAUUGGCCCAAAGAGCUCAUGCUUUUGUAUUUAUAAGUAGUAUAGUAGUGUAGUUGUUCUGGAUUUCCGACUGCAAUAACUUUUUUUAACGAGCUGCCACCUGAAAACUGUCCACAUGUUCAGUCCUGCAUCUUUCAAGUCUUCUAUAUAUUAUCAUAAACCAUACAUUGAUUUGAUCCAUGGACAUUAAACACCAGUUAGGUUUUCUGGUUGAGCCUCUCUGCCCUGUAUUGGCAGCAAUGAAUUGGGUUGGGUCUGUCUUUAUAUUUUCAAACAGGGGAAUUAGGUGUUUGUGUGAAUGGGAGCCCACGGUAGUCACAUGUGGAAAAAAUACAUUCAGUGCACCAGCAGAUGUAUUGGGAAGUGUAAACUUUGGUAAAAUGUGCUAAAAUACAGAAAUAUCUUUGGAUAAAAUUAAACAAAGCCAUGUGGAGCUGGCACAUGAUUCUGGGACAAUGCUUGGUCUAGUGUGUGGAGGGGCUAUUUACCAUACUUUCAUUUUAGAACUAAACUUUUGUGCACUAUAAAUGCAUUAAAAUUUUCACUGUACCAAACCAACAUCUGUCACGCUAAACAUGCUAAACAAUUGGGUUUAUGGUCCACACAUUCUUCAGUACCAGUAGUUUCCUGUUAAAUAUAAUUAAAGGAAUACUGUAUUCCUGACACUAUAAUGUUAAAACCACCAUCUGUUUCCCCCCCCCCCCCCCUCAAUAUAGUAAAAUCGUACUGCUGGCUCUAACCCCUGAUCUGCCUGCUUGACUGACAUUAUCAGAGCCAAUCACCAUGCCAGGGGCGGACUGAGAACCCUCAGGGCCCCUGGGCAAAAUAAAUCAAGGGCCCCCUAACAGGCCCAACCCAUGCUCCGCAGCAAGCCCCACCCUUGUUCCGCCUCCAGCCACACCGUACACAAUCUUUAGACACAAGGAACAAAAGUGCAAUAAUCCCCUCGAGGCCCCAGUAGAGACUACAAUUGAGGGCUAAUGGGCCAUGGAGGAGGGUCUUUCUAGCAGAGGCUAUCUCAGUGUCCUUUAUAGAGUGUGUUAGAAAGAAUCCCCUCCAGGCCCCAUUAGAGACUACAAUGGAGUCUAAUAGGCUUGGAAGGGGGUCUUUCUAGCAGAGGCCAUCUCAGCAUCCAUUAGAUAGCCUCUGCUGGAAACAGUCGCCUCCAGGCCCCAGUAGAGACUACAAUUGAGGGCUAAUGGGCCAUGGAGGUGAUUUCUAGCAAAGGCCAUCUCAGUGUCCUUUAGAGAGUGUGUUAGAAAGAAUCUCCUCCAGGCCCCAUUAGAGACUACAAUGGAGUCUAAUGGGGCCUGGAGGAUGGUCUCUCCAACACUCUGGUUCCUAUUCACAAUAUAGCAACACAACAUAGCUCACUGAUACCUAGGCCAAGUUGGCUCCUCUUACCUUAAUUACUGUUGCUGGCUGGCUGUCUGUGGGCUUGCUGGAAGGCUGUGGGCUUGCUGGCUGCGGCCGGCAAGCUGUGGCUUCCUUGCAGACUGUAGGCUUGCUGGCUACUGCCGGCGGGCUGUAGGCUUGCUGGCUACUGCCGGCGGGCUGUGGGCUUGCUGACUGCGGCUGGCAGGCUAUGGCUUGCUGGCUGCGGCUGGCAGGCUGUGGGCUUGCUGGCUAAGACUGGCAGGCUGUGGGCUUGCUGGUUGUAAGCCUGUGGCUUGCUGUAGGUCUGUGGGCUGGCUGGGUACUGGCCUGGCUGGCUGGUGGCCUGGUUGACCUGUGGGCUGGCUGGCUUGCUGGCUACUGGGGCACUUGUAGAUUAUUUAAAGAAAUAAUCCAUGCACAAUAACCACUGCUGCUCUGUGUAGUGGAUAUGGUGCCAGGAGGGCCGGGAUCCCCUCCAGAGUAAGUAGUCAAACCGUUUAAGAACAGUUUGAAAACUUACCUGGGGUCUGCUGGGAUAUGGGGCUGUAGUAGGGUAUAGGAGCAGUGGUGCAAUGUGUGAGGGGUGCAGUGUUUGUGAAAGGUUCAGUGUGUGUGUGUGGGGGGUGUAGUGUGUGAAUGUAUAGGGUGACUGGGGCAAUGUGUGUAUGGGGGGGCUGUGUAUGUGUGUGGCA
Pelobates cultripes (western spadefoot toad) is the source of this 36880-nucleotide messenger RNA. NCBI's taxonomy places the organism in Eukaryota, Metazoa, Chordata, Amphibia, Anura, Pelobatidae. The record is from the annotation of a GenBank genome assembly.